GCAUACUAUUUUUAUUUAGACACAAACAUUGGUAUUUGCAUGCAUCGAAAUUCGAAAAAAGGCGAAAGAAACAAAAACUGAUAAAAAAGAAAAAUCGGAGUGAGUGUAGAAAAUAGGAAGCAAAAAAAAAAAAAAUGCCUCAGAGUCGAUUUUCAGGAUCAUUGAUUUCUCCUAAAGUGGAUCUAAGCAUUGAUUUGGGAAACCCUUUUCUAAAUCACACUGUUGAUGCUUUCUUGAAGAUCGGCACUGUUGCUGCUACCAAAACUGUUGCUGAAGAAACUUAUGGGAUAGUCGCUAGAGGUAGUGUUUCGAGUCACAACUUUGAGAAAUCGUUGAAGAAAAUGUGUAAAGAAGGUGCUUAUUGGGGGACUGUUGCUGGGGUAUACGCUGGAGUGGAGUAUGGAACGGAGAGAAUUCGUGGAACCAAAGAUUGGAAGAAUGCUAUGAUUGGGGGCGCGUUGACAGGAGCUCUCGUAUCUGCUGCAAGCAACAACAACAGAGAUAAGAUUGUAAUGGAUGCCAUUACAGGAGGUGCUGUUGCUACUGCUUCUGAGUUCCUUAAUUAUCUCACAUAAAUUUACUUACCAAGCUGCUAAAGACACUGUUCUUAGUAUCUAGUUGACUACGUUUAACUCGAUCUACAAUUUACCUAAUCUUUCCCAAUAAUUGUCAUGCCUGAGGGUCUAUCGGAAACAAUCUCUCUACCUCCCAAGGUAGGGGUAGAGUUUGAGUACACAUUACCCUCUUUAGAUUCCACUUGUGAAAUUAUACUGGGUAUAUUAUUGUUAUAUUGGAUUUUGAGAUGCGUUUAAUGGGAGCAACAUGAAUACUGAGGAUUCAUUCGAUGUA
This is a messenger RNA of Solanum pennellii, 849 nucleotides long. RefSeq names its product outer envelope pore protein 16, chloroplastic. Gene Ontology annotation, cellular component: chloroplast outer membrane. Gene Ontology annotation, molecular function: amino acid transmembrane transporter activity. Lineage: Eukaryota; Viridiplantae; Streptophyta; Magnoliopsida; Solanales; Solanaceae. The transcript is spliced from 6 exons. Gene Ontology annotation, biological process: protein import into chloroplast stroma. Bases 135 to 575 code for a protein of 146 amino acids. The record is from RefSeq and is a predicted model, not a curated record.